Molecule: messenger RNA, 2454 nt
Organism: Cercocebus atys (sooty mangabey)
Lineage: Eukaryota; Metazoa; Chordata; Mammalia; Primates; Cercopithecidae
Gene: HERPUD1
Product: homocysteine-inducible, endoplasmic reticulum stress-inducible, ubiquitin-like domain member 1
Exons: 8
Coding region: 814-1863 (349 amino acids)
Biological process (GO): negative regulation of endoplasmic reticulum stress-induced intrinsic apoptotic signaling pathway; endoplasmic reticulum unfolded protein response; ubiquitin-dependent protein catabolic process
Cellular component (GO): endoplasmic reticulum membrane
Molecular function (GO): transmembrane transporter binding
Source: RefSeq, a predicted model, not a curated record
CCUCCCCCUGACGGCUGCGAUCGCCCGGCCGGUCACCUCCCCCAGGGCUGUGGUCUCUCCUUCCCUGCCCCGUCGACGCUGGCUCCCCUCUGUUGCCCUGGGGCCGUCAGUAAUCAGCAGCCUGACCUUGGGCGAGUCAUUUCACCCUCCAAGCCUCUUUCCCCCCAGCGGCCAGGCACCUCGGUGUUCCUAACUGAGCUUGCAUCCAAUGGCUAGAAGUAAGAAAACAUCCGUGCUGCAAAAUGAGGUUUCUGAACGCAGCCUCUCUGCCGGGAGAGGAGCGGGCAGGUGCCACCCGGGGCCGUGGCUUGAGAAACCUGGGGACCGCCCAGACACUGUGGACGGAAGGCCCUACACCCAGAAGCAGGACGUGGCUCUUCUCCUCCCUGUCCACCUUCCGCCGUGCCCCUCCCUGUCGCACUGGACCGCGCAGCCGUUGCCGAGUCCCGGGGUGGAGCCCCGUGCACUUUCUGACCAAGAGCGACUGAGAAGGGAAGCAGGCAGGAGUCGCCUUCAGUCUGGUUUUAGGACGGCAGCCUCUCCAUUAUUAGCAAGUCUUCCUUGCUUUGUUUUGGUUGACACAUCUGUCAACAUCACCCUUAGCACCGCCUGCCCGGGCCACCACGUGAUGAGGCUGUAAGCCGGCCCUUCCUGUAUUUACUUUCUGCUCUGAUAUUAUGUAAGUGUCAGCAGUGUUCUUCACUGCCCACGAGCAUAAUUCUUCAUCACACAGGAGAGGGCAUCCGGGCAGGAAAAGAUAGUGAAGUCGUGAGUUCCAGCUUGUGGUAGCGCCUGUGUCUGUUUUUGUUCCAUAUGGUUAAGAAUGUUUUAGAACGUCCGGAGGACCAGAGGUUAAUUUAUUCUGGGAAGCUGUUGUUGGAUCACCAAUGUCUCAGGGACUUGCUUCCAAAGCAGGAAAAACGGCAUGUUUUGCAUCUGGUGUGCAAUGUGAAGAGUCCUUCAAAAAUGCCAGAAGUCAGCGCCAAGGUGGCUGAAUCCACAGAGCAGCCCGCUGGUUCUAAUCGGGGACAGUAUCCUGAGGAUUCCUCAAGUGAUGGUUUAAGGCAAAGGGAAGUUCUUCGGAACCUUUCUUCCCCUGAAUGGGAGAACAUCUCAAGGCCUGAAGCUGCCCAGCAGGCAUUCCAAGGCCUGGGUCCUGGUUUCUCCGGUUACACACCCUAUGGGUGGCUUCAGCUUUCCUGGUUCCAGCAGAUAUAUGCACGACAGUACUACAUGCAAUAUUUAGCAGCCACUGCUGCAUCGGGGGCUUUUGUUCCACCACCAAGUGCACAAGAGAUACCUGUGGUCUCUGCACCUGCUCCAGCCCCUAUUCACAACCAGUUUCCAGCUGAAAACCAGCCAGCCAAUCAGAAUGCUGCUCCUCAAGUGGUUGUUAAUCCUGGAGCCAAUCAAAAUUUGCGGAUGAAUGCACAAGGUGGCCCUAUUGUGGAAGAAGAUGAUGAAAUAAAUCGAGAUUGGUUGGAUUGGACCUAUUCAGCAGCUACAUUUUCUGUUUUUCUCAGUAUCCUCUACUUCUACUCCUCUCUGAGCAGAUUCCUCAUGGUCAUGGGGGCCACCGUUGUUAUGUACCUGCAUCACGUUGGGUGGUUUCCAUUUAGACCGAGGCUGGUUCAGAACUUCCCAAAUGAUGGUCCUCCUCCUGACGUUGUAAAUCAGGACCCCAACAAUAACUUACAGGAAGGCACCGAUCCCGAAACUGAAGACCCCAACCACCUCCCUCCAGACAGGGACAUGCUAGAUGGCGAGCAGACCAGCCCCUCAUUUAUGAGCACAGCAUGGCUUGUCUUCAAGACUUUCUUUGCCUCUCUUCUUCCAGAAGGCCCCCCAGCCAUCGCAAACUGAUGGUGUUUGUGCUGUAGCUGCUGGAGGCUUUGACAGGAAUGGACUGCAUCACCUGACUCCAGCUAGAUUGCCUCUCCUGGACAUGGCAAUGAUGAGUUCUUUAAAAACAGCGUGGAGGAUGAUAUGCUUUUGUGAUCAAGCAAAAGCAGAAACGUGAAGCCGCGAUACAAAUUGGUGAACAAAAAAUGCCCAAGGCUUCUCAUGUCUUUAUUCUGAAGAGCUUUAAUAUAUACUGUAUGUAGUUUAAUAGGCACUGUAAGUAGAAGGCCUUAGGUGUCGCAUGUUUAUGCUUGAGGAACUUUUCCAAAUGUGUGUGUCUGCAUGUGUGUUUGUACAUAGAAGUCAUAGAUGCAGAAGUGGUUCUGCUGGUACGAUUUGAUUCCUGUUGGAAUGUUUAAAUUACACUAAGUGUACUACUUUAUAUAAUCAAUGAAAUUGCUAGACAUGUUUUAGCAGGACUUUUCUAGGAAAGACUUAUGUAUAAUUGCUUUUUAAAAUGCAGUGCUUUACUUUAAACUAAGGGGAACUUUGCGGAGGUGAAAACCUUUGCUGGGUUUUCUGUUCAAUAAAGUUUUACUAUGAAUGACCCUG